Messenger RNA from Momordica charantia (bitter melon), 594 nucleotides. The record is from RefSeq and is a predicted model, not a curated record. NCBI's taxonomy places the organism in Eukaryota, Viridiplantae, Streptophyta, Magnoliopsida, Cucurbitales, Cucurbitaceae.
CCACUUCUCUCUGUCUCUGUAUAUAUAAACCUUCGCUUCUCCUCCUCUGCGGUGCCCUUCUGAUUCCGCUGUUUCUCUUCGUCUGGAAGAGAAAAUACUCUAAUUGUUUUGUUUCUACUUCUGAUUUUGAUCCAGAGAAAAAAGAAAAUGGAUGUUCUGCACUUCUUGUUCGGCGUUCUUGGAAAUGCGACUGCUCUGUUUCUGUUCUUGUCGCCAAUAAUUACUUUCAAGAGAAUCGUAAAGUGCAAAUCGACGGAGCAAUUCUCCGGCAUUCCCUACGUCAUGACGAUGCUCAAUUGCCUUCUCUCUGCUUGGUAUGGUCUGCCAUUUGUGUCCCCACACAACCUAUUGGUAUCGACGAUCAACGGGACAGGGGCGGCGAUUGAGAUCAUCUACGUGUUGAUCUUCCUGAUCUACGCGCCGAAGAAGGAAAAGGCGAAAAUCGGCGGGCUGUUUACAUGUGCGAUGGCCGCCUUCGCCGCCGUGGCGCUGGUCUCGCUCUUCGCAUUGCACGGCCAAAACAGAAAGCUCUUCUGCGGCCUUGCUGCUACCAUUUUCUCCAUCCUCAUGUAUGGCUCGCCGCUCUCCAUAAUG